Rhinichthys klamathensis goyatoka is the source of this 969-nucleotide messenger RNA. It is a transcript of the gene hscb, whose product is annotated as HscB mitochondrial iron-sulfur cluster cochaperone. NCBI's taxonomy places the organism in Eukaryota, Metazoa, Chordata, Actinopteri, Cypriniformes, Leuciscidae. Gene Ontology annotation, molecular function: protein-folding chaperone binding; ATPase activator activity. Gene Ontology annotation, biological process: protein complex oligomerization; [2Fe-2S] cluster assembly. The transcript is spliced from 6 exons. The record is from RefSeq and is a predicted model, not a curated record. Gene Ontology annotation, cellular component: mitochondrion. The coding region runs from base 19 to 813 and encodes 264 amino acids.
UUACUCUCUGUGUUAACCAUGAUAACUCUAUGCAGGCUCCGAUUUCUGUCAACAUCUUUCGGAUUUAAUCACGCACACAAAUGUAUAUCAGACGGACACCGUCUUAACAUUGUCGUACAGUCGUGUUUUGCUCCAGAAAGAGCGACCAGCUCUUACAGUAAAGACGUUAAUCACUGGAAUGCAGUUAAAGGAAGUUUGCAUCUGAAAUCAUUCAGCACUGUUACACUCAACAGACUCUGUUGGAACUGCGGAUCUUCAGCUGCAUUAUUUUUCUGUUCCUCCUGUAAUGCGAUCCAACCUGCUGAUGACAAGACUAAUUAUUUUGACAUUUUGAAUAGUGAGCAAACAUUUUCUUUGGACACCCAAAAACUUCAGAAAAGAUACUUGGAGCUGCAAAGAUCUCUUCAUCCUGACAACUUUGGCCAGAAAUCAUUGAAAGAGCAGGAAUAUUCAGAAGAACAAUCAGCACUGGUGAACAAAGCCUACAGAACCCUGCAGAAACCUCUGAGUCGGGCCGUCUACAUGCUGGAGCUGCAAGGGGUUUUGCUGGAGGAGGGAACGGACGCCACCGCGGACCCCGCGUUUCUCCUAGAGGUCAUGGAGAUUAACGAGAGCCUCGCAGAGACGCGGAGCCAGGACGAGGUCCAUGCCAUCGGGCAGUCGGUGCGAGAGAAACUGAAAGGCUUGAUUGAACAGAUGAAUUCAUCCCUAAACAAAGGGGAUCUGCUGACCGCCAAAGGGCUUUUAGCCCAAAUGAAGUACUUCACAAAUAUAGAGGAAAAGGUAAAAGACAGAAUUACUGAGGUUUGCUGAGGGAAAAUUGUAAACAAUAUGCAAUUGUAAUCCAUCUGACACAGCUCAGUGAGAGAUUUCACGCUUGUACUCUGAAGAUUUUAUAAAAAUAUUUAUUGUUAUUAGUACGAAUUGUUGGAUUAUUAUUGGUUACUGAAUAAAGUACAUUUAUUUUAA